UCCAAAUGAGGGCUUGCUCAAUGUACCUUUAUCCUUCAAAAAAAGAAAAUUAACUGACCCAUGGACCGACUGAAACCUGACCUCAGCGGCCGGCUUGGCGUCGCCGACUCAAACGAGACUGGCAAAGCAUAAAAGUUAUGGAACGGAGAGAAAGCCCAACGGUGAUAGGACAAACGGAAAAAAGAGAAAAAAUGCAGAAAACAGUGAGGAAAGAAGCGAUGGAGAGCAUUACAGAGAGGCUAUCGGCGAUGGAAAAUCUCUACUUCCCUCGCGCUCUUCAAUCCAACGCCACUCAUCCCUCCAACCGCAAGUCUCUUCUCCUCGACCUCCUCUCCAAAGACGUCGCUGUUUUCCUAGAGAGAUAUGGAGCAAAACUGACAUGGGAAGAGCUUGGGGAAUUCGAUAUGCUAAACAAUGACUACGAGAUAAAUUGGCACCUCAAGAAUCUUCGAAGCAAAGUGAGUCCAACUUCCGAUGAGUUGAAAUCCAGGUCUGUGAAGGUUAAGAACAGGAGGCUCGCUUACUUGAAUAGAUUGAUACAUGACGGCACCUACUUCUCUGAGGAGGCUAUGAGAGAGAGAGAGCCAUAUUUGCAUCACGAGUUUGUGGGUAAGUUUCAGGAUCCGAGUGCCAGAGGCAUGGCGAGGCGAGGGGAGCGGUGGUCUGAGACGUUGAUGAGGAGGUCUGAGGAGGCUAUUUUGGUUUCUAAGAUCAGGGCGGAGCAGCAGAGAUUGGGUGUGGCUGAGAGGGAUUGGGUUGGUAAUGAAAUGAACCAACAAGAGGAGGAAGAGGAUGUAGAAGAAGAAGAAGAAGAGGAAGAGGAAGAAGACGAGGAGGAAGAAGCAAAGACCGUACCUGGUGGCGUGCACUCCACUGAGAUGAUUGACAAUACACGGGGUGCCCAGCCAACCAGAGGUCAGCAUAAUGAGGAGGCAGCUUUAUCCCAAGAAGAAAAGGAAGAUAUGAUGAAUCAAUUUACCUACAUCAUGCACCAAAAAUUCCUUUCUGGGGAAGACCAUCAACACAUGGAUUACUCAAAAAUAGAUGAUGAUGAGACCUUGGAUGAUCACUGGCUUAGGGAAGUCAGCCUCGAUGCAGAAGAUAAGUAUUUUGCUGAAGAUGAGGAUGAUUAAGAUGAUUAGGUGCAGCUGCAUUGACUCUGUUUCAAACCCUUUUACUAUUCAGAUUUUGUUUCUGGAGAUUUGCUUUUGUAGAUAUGCACCUGGUGCUUCCCUUUUGAGUAAAUGAUAGAUUAUGUAUUUUGUUAUCACUGACCUUGGUUCCUAAUGGUUUAUCAGAGCAUUUAGUUGGAACGUGA
Molecule: messenger RNA, 1318 nt
Organism: Manihot esculenta (cassava)
Lineage: Eukaryota; Viridiplantae; Streptophyta; Magnoliopsida; Malpighiales; Euphorbiaceae
Product: coiled-coil domain-containing protein 97
Exons: 3
Coding region: 138-1133 (331 amino acids)
Source: RefSeq, a predicted model, not a curated record